AUGGAGGCGGCGAUUGGCCUCGCAAGCGCGCUCGUCGACAGCGUGCUGACUCUGCUUUCCAAUGAGCUUGUGGGGGCGUAUGUAGCCAGCUCUGAGCUCGGCCUCAAUUCCAAGGAGAUAAAGCGUGAUCUGAUGUUCACGCAAGGUCUGUUGCACGAGGCCCAGAGGAGUGGCGUGGUCGACAACCAUGGUCUGCAAGGGCUGAUGCAGGAGCUCAGCGCCAAGGCCGACGAGGCCGAGGAUGCACUGGAUGAGCUCCACUACUUCAUCAUCCAGGAUGAUCUCGAUGGCACCAAGUAUGCAGUGCCGGAUCUGGGUGAUGACCUUCAGGGCCAUGCUCGCCACGGUCGCCAUGCUCUUAGCCACACUAUUGGUAACUGCCUUGCAUGCUUUUCUUGUUCGCAUAUGCAUGGUGAUGAUGUUACCAAUAAUCCACAUGAUGCAACAAAUCUUAGUAGUGAUGGUCCAAUUGAUAGGCUGCCAUUUCAUAGAGUGGACAUGUCUAAGAAAAUCAAGUCAGUGAUUGAGGAGAUACAUUCUUUAUGUGUCCCCGUGUCCGAAUUGCUCAAGAUAAUCCCACGCAGUAGCAACAACACUCCAGUUGUCACCCUAAAACGACCUCUUAUGGGAUCAACCACUGUACAAGAUACAUUGUUUGGAAGGAGAAAUCUCUUUGAGCAAACCAUAAAAGGAAUCAUCACAAAUAGUAGUGAGACCCUUUCUGUUAUUCCUAUAGUUGGUCCGGGAGGUAUUGGAAAGACAACCUUCACCCAACACCUAUACAAUCAUGAAAGAACUCGAGAGCACUUUCCUAUUAAGGUUUGGGUCUGUGUAUCAACUGAUUUUGACGUGCUUAAGGUUAGCCAAGAGAUUCUUAGCUGCCUAGAAGGAAACAAAACCGCAAAUCAAUCAACAAGUUUAGAUCAGCUCCAAAUAUCCAUCACGCAGGGACUCAAGUCUAAAAGGUUUUUAAUAGUCUUGGAUGAUAUAUGGGAGUGCAAUAGGCAAGGUUGGGAAAGCCUGCUAGCUCCACUUAUGAAGGGCGAAACCAAGGGUAGCAUGGUUCUUGUCACAACUCGGUUCCCGUCUAAAGCUGAUAUUGUUAAAACAACUUACCCAAUAGCACUGAAAGGCCUUGAGCCCGUUGAGUUCUUCACAUUCUUUGAAUCAUUUAUAUUUGGUGGACAAAAACCUGAGGGUUACGAUGAUGACUUGACUCAUAUUGCAAGAGAUAUUGCCAGCAAGUUGAAGGGUUCACCUCUGGCAGCCAAAACAGUUGGUCGGAUAUUGAAGAAGGAUCUAUCUCGGGAAUAUUGGAUGAGAGUUCUUGAAAACAAUGAAUGGCAAAAAGAAAAAAAUGAUGAUGACAUUUUGCCAUCUCUAAGAAUUAGCUAUGAUUACCUUCCUUUCCAUCUGAAAAAAUGCUUCCCAUAUUUUGCCUUGUUCCCUGAAGAUCAUAGGUUUAAGAACUUAGAGGUCAUAUAUUUUUUGAUUGCAAUAGGUAUCAUAGAUAAAGAUGAGAAUUACAUGGACGAACUAGUCGAUAAUGGUUUUCUUGUGAAGGAGAAUGAUGAUAUGGAGGGUGAAUACUAUGUAUUGCAUGAUCUAUUGCAUGAACUAGCACGAGAUAUUUCAUUAAAAGAAUGCCUCAAUAUAUAUAGUAGGGCAAGUUUUAGAGCUGAUUCCAUCCCAAAAUCUAUUCGUCACUUGUCCAUCACCAUGAAAAACAAAUAUGAUGGGAACUUCACAGAAGAAAUUAUAAAAUUUAAGAGAAAGGUAGACUUUGUAAAUUUGCAGACUUUGAUGAUUUUUAGCGGACAUGCAGGAACUAUUGAUGAGAUUUUGAAAGAUAUUUUCAAGGACAUAAAAGGUCUUCGUGUCUUAUAUAUAGAAGUCGAGUCUGCAGAAUAUGUACCACACAACCUUCCAAACUUUAUCCACCUCCGGUACCUAAAAAUUACAAGAUAUAACUCUAGAUCACAAAUGACUUUGCCUAGCAUAUUAUCCAGAUUUUAUCACCUGAAAUAUUUGGACCUAAGUAGUUGGCAUGGUAGUGAUAAAUUGCCUAAAGAUAUUAGUCGCCUUACAAAUUUAUGCCAUUUACUGGAAACAAAAGAACUCGAUUCUGAUAUUCCUGAGGUUGGAAAGAUGAAAUACUUAAAGGGGCUUAGAAAAUUCUGUGUCAAGAAAGAGAGUGUUGGAUUCGAAUUGAGUGAGUUGGGGGAGUUAACUGAGCUUGGAGGAGAACUCAAAAUAUGUAAUCUUGAAAAGGUGGCAACAAAGGAAGAGGCUAUGAAAGCCAAACUGGUGUCAAAAGGUGAUUUGAAAAAGUUGGAGUUACUUUGGGGCACAGAACACGAUCAGGGAGAAUCCGAUGUCCUUGGUGAUAGUAAUGAAUUAUCUGAUGUUAUUGAUGGUCUUGAACCACAUCCUAAUCUUCAAUCACUUGUUAUUAAAAAUCACGGUGGCUCGACCUGUCCUAGUUGGUUGUGUGGUUCCAUUGGCCUACUAAUGCUGACGUCCCUCUGCCUAGAGGAUGUUUCUUGGACCAUUCUUCCACUUGGGCAUCUGCUACAUUUGUCGUCACUCAAGUUGAGGAAUAUUCCUAGACUUGGUCAGAUCAUAUCUGGCUCUUCUGACAUUACAGACAGAAGUUGUUCGCGGUUGAAGGAGAUUAUCCUCUUUCGGCUGCCAGAAUUUACUGAGUGGGUGGUGACGCCUAAUGCCCGUUGGUUUCCAAGGCUUGAACUUGUCCAUUGCUAUGGAUGCCCCAACCUCCGUUCGUUUCCCUUCCUGGAAGAGGGCUCUGGUUCUUAUACGAGCCUAUCGACACUCCGUAUUUUCAAAUGCCCCAAGUUGCUCCUGCCCCCCAUGCCGGCAACUCAUAUUGAUGUGUCUGCUGGUCCUUCACGGAGUAUGGAGUAUGAUGAACAUGACUUGGCUUUGACCGGGCAUAGCGGUGCUGCAUCAAAGUUCACAUGGGUGCAACUCCCAAAGCUAACCUCUCUGAGGGAGCUUCGUAUUGAAGGAGACUCAAGCUUUAUAUCUAUGGAUCUGCUCUUAAACCAUACGUCUUUGACCAGUCUACGACUAGAAGACUGCGAGAAUUUAGAAGUAGAUGGGUUCAAUCCUCUCAUCGCAGCUGUCAACCUCAAGGAAUUUGCGGUUCACAACAGGGGAGGAGAUCGUUCUCGCUCUGUAGCGGCGGCUCUUCUCUCAGAAAUGGUGGUGGCAAGUAGGACUGACGUACUGUUGCCUUCUGCGGGCUGCUUCCGGUUGGGAACACUUGGCGUGGAUAGCAUCUCAGCAAUGCUUGCUGCUCCCGUAUGCAGCCUCUUCGCCACUACCCUCCACACAGUAAUCUUCAAAUUGGAUCAGCGGGUGGAUAGCUUGACGGAAGAGGAAGAGAAUGCGCUUCAGCUCCUCACCUCCCUCCAACACCUGUAUUUUUGGUUUUGCCCAGCCCUGCCCUCCCUCCCUCGAGGGUUACACAGACUUUCUUCUCUCUGGAGCCUACAUGUGGGUUAUUGUCCUGAGGUCCGAUCGCUGCCCAAGGAGGGGCUCCCCACUUCUCUGCAACUUCUAAUAGUAGAAGGGUGCACUCGCGAGCUAUGUGAGCAAGCCAAGGAAUUUGAAGGAAGAAACCCAUAUUUACGGGUAGAUGCCUAUAAAUGCAUAGAUUGA
Molecule: messenger RNA, 3684 nt
Organism: Triticum turgidum subsp. durum (durum wheat)
Lineage: Eukaryota; Viridiplantae; Streptophyta; Magnoliopsida; Poales; Poaceae
Source: the annotation of a GenBank genome assembly